AUGCCAGCAGAAGUUAUAGCAACAGAAAGAUACGCCGUCUACUCUACUGACGGGUCCAACGACGACAACAAAUCCAUCUGCUCUGAAAGGAACAGCUGUCUCUUCCGUGACCCCUACAACAGUGACCUCAUUGACCUGAAAAAUUUGAAUGGAAAAGUAACAUCGUGUUCACCUGCUUUGUCAACAACCACCAUUGACAGAUGGGGAUCAUAUUGGUCCAGACGAGAAAGAUGCUGCUGCUUCUGGAACUUUCUAUUGACAGUUUCGUUGAUUGUGACCGUCACAGUGGUAAUACUUGCAACCAAAGGAUUUGUCUUCUCGAGUGACGAGGAAACCGUGUCUGAUAAAACUAAUGAUAGAGGUCUACCCGGUUAUAUAGCACCGAUUAAUGUAAAGUGCACGAAAGAAACACCACCUGUUAAGACGUGUAAUGAUGACAUUUGUAUGAGGAGUAGGUUAGAUUUACUCAGUAGAAUAAAUACCAGCGUGGAUCCAUGUCAGGACUUUUACUCGUAUGCAUGUGGAGGUUAUAUGGACAAAGUCCGGUUAUCUUGGAAUUCGCCAAGGAAAAGAAUGAACCCGGAUAUUAUAUUAGAAACACACGAUAAAAUGCUUCUUGACAUUCUAUCAGAUGAGGCACAGAGAUCUGAUGCAGAUGAAGUUAAAAUCAUCAAGAAAAUAUACCGAUCAUGCGUUCAACUAAAGCAAGUGAUAGAUUCACUUGGUGGAUUUGAAUUCGGAUCAUUCAAAAGGACUAAACAGCUCAUCCUGACGUCAUUAUUACUAGAGGUCAACUUCAAAUACGGAAUAUCGCCACUGUUUGAAAUGAAUGUAAAGAAAGAUGGGAGAAUUUUGAUAUUAGCCGAUUCCUCAAGCCCAAGUGAACUUCUUUAUAGAGACAGGAGACCUGACUCGAUACUGUACUACCAGAAUAUAUUUGAGCCAUUGACAGAAUAA
Messenger RNA from Ruditapes philippinarum (Manila clam), 957 nucleotides. Its product is annotated as neprilysin-21-like. Gene Ontology annotation, molecular function: metalloendopeptidase activity. Lineage: Eukaryota; Metazoa; Mollusca; Bivalvia; Venerida; Veneridae. The transcript has 7 exons. The record is from RefSeq and is a predicted model, not a curated record. Bases 1 to 957 code for a protein of 318 amino acids. Gene Ontology annotation, biological process: protein processing. Gene Ontology annotation, cellular component: plasma membrane.